Molecule: messenger RNA, 243 nt
Organism: Clunio marinus
Lineage: Eukaryota; Metazoa; Arthropoda; Insecta; Diptera; Chironomidae
Source: the annotation of a GenBank genome assembly
AUGAUAGAAAUAGAAAUAAUUUUCGCACGUCCCGUAGAAAAUUGGAGAACAAUCACUAGCGUGCUAUUCAAUCUGAUGAGCUUUGACAAGAGGCAAUCAAUCAAUGUUUUUUUACUCACUGUUGAUAAAGCGAGGACGAAAGGAUUUCUCUUUAAGGACGUGUCACAGUUGAGUGCUUUGAAGAUUGUAAAGACUCUGACAGAGCAUGACAAUAGCGAAAGAAUAAAAUACUUUAGAAAAUGA